This is a messenger RNA of Acanthopagrus latus (yellowfin seabream), 1601 nucleotides long. RefSeq names its product protein FAM216A-like. Lineage: Eukaryota; Metazoa; Chordata; Actinopteri; Spariformes; Sparidae. The record is from RefSeq and is a predicted model, not a curated record. The transcript has 8 exons. Bases 454 to 1185 code for a protein of 243 amino acids.
AAGUUGUUACUUUACCUGGCUGAUUCGGUUCUUACUUUGCUUUUUGUCCUGUUUUGUCUGCCUUGGUUUUUUUGCAUUUCAGCUUUUGCUUUAUUAAAGCUCGCCUUUUGUUCCUCUUUAUCUUUGCCUCCUGUGCAUAACUGCUUUUGGGUCCACCUUCCCCUUCCAUAGUUUUCCCCUUUAAACCCCCACCUGACAACUUCAAGCAGUUGUGAUGACAGAAGUGACAGAAACAUGUUUAUAGCCAUGCUGUCAUUCACCCCGCACCAAAAAAAAUUCAGAUGAAAUUCAUUUGCUUGGCACCUGGCUGAAAUAAAUGAGCUGGAGCUUCAUGUGAGAGGACACACCCACUGGUCCUCAGUGAGAUCACACCCGUUUACUUUAAUUACCUGGACCGACCUCAGUGUGGACGGAUGUGUCUGAGAGGAAACCUGCCUGAGUCGUGUUCCUAACAUGAAAAAACAAGUGACAUUUGCAGAGAGUCAGACAAUCCACUGGCUCCAUCAGGACGAGGCUCUGCCGAGACGCAACAAGAAGUCCAAAGAUGCCUUAAACGACGCCAACAUGAACUCCAACAGUGGUUUGGAAACCAGCAGACCAGCAGCUGUGAGAUCUGAACCAGAACUCCAACACGUGACGAUGAUAACAAUCCCCAAAACCAUGACGGGAGCCCCAUUCCUCAAGCACUCAGCUCUGACGCCGGCUCAGAAGGAGUUUCUGUACUCCAUCGCAGCUUCUUCCAGCACCACGCACGUCCGAAACCUCAUCACACAACACUACAUGAACGUGCUGCACAGGUGUAUCCGCACAGGAGACGACACUGUCGGGACUUCCUUACCAGAGACUAAUGAGGGGGAGAGACAUCGAUCUGAGGUUUCUUCUCAGGGGAAGCACAAGGAGAAGAUAAACACCAGUGCAAAGAAUCCUGGGAAAUCAUUUCUUCCCAAAAUCCCCAACAGGAGAACCAGGAUUUCUAACACAUCAGCAACCAAACAAAGAUCGAUGAAGAAACCCACAACAUCACCAGCAGUGAGAAGGAAAAGUCCAAGAAGAGUGAGGAUCAGACUGUUGGAGGAGGAGGAGGAGGAGGAGGAGGAGGAGGAAGGACUGACUGUCUCUCUGAGUGACUGCCUGAGCUCGCUCUCUGUGGGAGAGUGGGAUGACGACAUCCUCUCAGAUUUAUGACAUUUCAAACUCUCAUUUUUAUGAAACCUGAGAACAACAUCGAGUGGAUUUUCCUUCCCCUCUCUCCUCACCUUCACAGCUGCAGGUCAGACUUACAAACCUGUCGUCAUCUGUGAAAUUGGGGAUCUAAAUAAAGAAGUCCUCUCUGUUCACACUUCACCAUGUGUUGUAAACUUUAGUGCCCUCCAGUGGCAGCAAGUGGAGAGUUUGUUCAUUUCAUUUCAAAGAAAUCACGUGUUCAGUUGUUAUACCAGAGGAAAAGCAUGAGCUCAACUUCUGAAAGGUUUUCUUCAGUCAUUGACCUUUAAACAAAUGUUAUCUCCCGACAUGAAAUAUAAAUGAUGUUUCAAACACUUCUUUACAAUGCCAGGAAUGUAAUUGUUGAGUAAUAUAAAUAAAUUUAGUCACAUUCGGGA